Dendroctonus ponderosae (mountain pine beetle) is the source of this 914-nucleotide messenger RNA. RefSeq names its product heat shock protein 67B3. Lineage: Eukaryota; Metazoa; Arthropoda; Insecta; Coleoptera; Curculionidae. Bases 113 to 691 code for a protein of 192 amino acids. The record is from RefSeq and is a predicted model, not a curated record. Gene Ontology annotation, molecular function: protein folding chaperone. Gene Ontology annotation, biological process: response to heat; protein refolding. The transcript has a single exon.
GGAACCAACGCGUAUAAAUACGGCUCGAGAGCAACUUUUGUCAUUCUGCUGAAAUCAAGCUUAUUGAAAAGAUCUGACAAUUUGUAAAGAUUUCCUAACAAGUUAAUUUAAAAUGUCUUUUACAUCACCAAUGAAUGUACCGCUGUCGCCACUGGUACCUCCAGUCUUGCUGAAUAAGAUGCACGAAAUCCAGGUUGGUUUUGUUCAUCCAAACGCCAUGGGAGAGCAAGCAGUCCAUUUUACCAUGAGUCAGCCGUUCGUAGGCUUGCACGAAGUGAAGGUAGCCAAACCUUUGAACAUGCGGUCCAAGGAUACUUUCAAUGCUAGUAUCGAUGUCCUGCAAUUCAGUCCCGAAGAGAUCAUGGUAAAAGUCACCGUGGACAAGAUGAUUAUAGUCGAAGGGAAACAAGAAGACAAACAGGAUGAAAAUGGCCUCAUAUCCAGACAUUUCGUCAGGAAAUAUUUCCUGCCGGAACAGUUUGAUGCCGAACAAAUCCAAUCUACGCUGUCUGAUGAUGGGAUUCUGAACAUCACUGCCCCCAAGAGGCUGGACAUAAAGGAAGGAGAGUAUAAAGAGAUUCCGAUAACUCUAGUAGGGGCAGUGAAGCACGUGAAAGGAUGUGGACAUUACCAAGCCCAGCCCCAAGAAUGUAACCAUGAGAAGUUACUAACCCAAACCAACCCAAACUAAGUAAGCUUUUUGUCGUGUGCUACAUUCCAACUUUUUGAUCUCUACUUGCCAUAUUCUGAAGUAUUCGUUGUUAGUUUUGACUUAGUUACUUUACAUUUGCCGUUGUAUUUUAUAUUACACUGUUAAGUAAUUUUCGGUUAACUUUUCUGUGUAAUAGUUAUGUACUAGUAUUUUUAAGUGGUUUGUAUGCCUGAUUUAAAUUCAAAUAAACAUCAAAAACGUA